UCGCAUCCAAUCAAUGGCCAUGUUUUCUUAUACAUACAUGCUAUUAGCAUUUUCAACUAUCAUUUUUCUUUGCCUUCUCUUUUGGUGGAGGAAUAGAAACUCUGUGCUUAUCAACUGGCCUAUUGUUGGAAUGUUUCCACGGCUUUUACUCAAUGCAUCUCGAGCCCACAAGUUUGCGACUGAUCUUCUUCAAAAAAAUGAUGGCACAUUCGUUUUCAAAGGACCUUGGUUUGCUGGCUUCGACUUCAUGAUCACCAGUAAUUCCAUGAAUGUUCAGCACAUUUUGAGCAAAAACUUAACCAACUAACACAGAAACCUCGAGUUCAAGCAGAUUUUUGAACCGUUGGGUGAUGGGAUUUUCAAUUCUGACGGAGAUUGGUGAAAAACCCAAAGAAGAAUAAUUCACACUUCGCUUAAGCAUAGAAAAUUUGAGCUCGCUCUCGAGAAAAUCAUUCAACAAAAAAUCUUGCAAGGACUAUUCAUGGUUCUUGAUCAUGUCUCAGUCCCAGGAGUUGAAGUGGAUUUACAAGACGUGUAGCAUCGAUUAACUUUCGACAACGCCUGCGCCUUGGUAUUGGGAUUUGAUCCAAAUUGUCUUUCAAUCGAUUUCCCUCAAGUUCCAUACGAGAAGGCUUAUGAUGUUAUGGAGGAGGUUGCGUUUCAUCGGCAUCUUAAGCCACAUGGCCUUUGGAAGCUACAAAAAUGGCUUCAAAUUGGAGAAGAGAGGAAGAUGAAAAAGGCUUGGGAGAUCAUUGAUCAUUUCUUGUACCAACGUAUUUCAAGAAAGCGAGAGUUAUUAAGCGAAAGCAAAAUCCAAAUAGAAGGAGAAGAUGACUUCGACUUGUUAACAUAUAUUUUGGUCGAAGAUGAUGAUAAAGGAGGAGAAAAGGGUGUCUUCAGAAAAUCAGAUAAAUUUGUGAGAGACAUGGCUUUUAACCUUUUGGCAGCAGGGAGUGAUACUGUAGCUUCUGGCCUCGUUUGGUUUUUGUGGCUUGUGUCGACACACCCAUUAGUAGAAAUGAAGAUUUUAGAAGAAAUAAAAGCAAAUUUAAGUGCAGAAGGAGAAGAGAAGUGGAGGUUUUUCAAUUUUAAAGAGCUAAGUAAACUAGUUUAUCUUCAUGCAGCUAUACGUGAGGCCCUUAGGCUGUAUCCACCCAUUCCUUUCGAACACAAAGAUUCAAUCGAAUCAGACAUUCUUCCAAGUGGGCAUCAUAUGGGUCGAAAUACAAGGAUCAUAUAUUCUCUUUACUCAAUGGGAAGGAUGAAGGAAAUAUGGGGUGAAGAUUGCCUAGAAUUCAAGCCGGAAAGGAGGAUUUCAGACCAAGGACAAAUCAAACCUGUUUCCCCUUACAAGUUCAUAGUAUUCAACGCAGGACCGAGGACUUGUUUAGGUGAGGACUUGACCUUGGUGCGAAUGAAAGCUAUUGCCUCUGCAGUGCUUUGGAAUUAUAGAUUUCAAGUGGUUGAAGAUCACCCUAUUUAUCCAACUUCGUCUAUGGUGCCUCAUAUGAAACACGGCUUGAAGGUUAGAGUUCUUCAAAGACGUCAAUCUUAGAAGAGCAGGCUAUUGAGUUCAUGACGAGUUUCUCCCUUUUGGCUAUUUAGAUUGCCAUUAGCUAUUCUAUUUUUCUGCUUUUAUUGUUUUUUUGUUUUACUCUUCUUGUUGUCGUCUCCUGUUUUCUUGUCUUGUGGGUUUUGCCUUGGUGUUUCUUUGUUCGUUUGCCUCUCUCCCUCCCUCUGUAUGCAUGCAUAAGCAAGUGAAUGCUAAUUAAUAAAAUCUUGUAUUUUAAAUUCA
Populus nigra (black poplar) is the source of this 1795-nucleotide messenger RNA. Its product is annotated as alkane hydroxylase MAH1-like. Gene Ontology annotation, molecular function: oxidoreductase activity, acting on paired donors, with incorporation or reduction of molecular oxygen; iron ion binding; heme binding. The record is from RefSeq and is a predicted model, not a curated record. NCBI's taxonomy places the organism in Eukaryota, Viridiplantae, Streptophyta, Magnoliopsida, Malpighiales, Salicaceae. The transcript has a single exon. The coding region runs from base 644 to 1555 and encodes 303 amino acids.